AGUCUAGUUUGCACAUACAUACUUUUGCAAUUCUGCAAUGAGGUUGGUUUGUACGCUAGGGAUAAUUUUAAGCUUGGUUAGGGUGGAGGCAGUGUCUUCAUUCUUAACAGAUGGCGAAAACAAAACUUCAACAUCAAUGGAAAGCAAAAACAAGGAAUUAGACGAUUUGAGCAUCCUUCGACAGAUGAUUAACCAAGAAACAGUUAUUCGUCUUGCUUUGGUUAAGAAUGUCCACGCACUGGUUAAUGACGUCACCGUUUUGAAACAAAGUCUUGCGACAAGUGAAUGGAAAAUAUCAGAACUACAGCGGACGGUAGCGUCUCUUCAACAGGAAAACGGAGAACUAAAGAAGAGUAGCAGUAGCAGUGAUUCCAGAAUUAUGGAGCUUGAAACGAAAUUACAAACAGUAAAUGAGAACGUUAGUUCAUUGAGUGACCAUUUAUACAUCAUUCAGAAAGAUUCAGAGGAAAAAAGACAGUUUUAUUUUAACAAAACGAAUAGUGUUCUUAAUGAUGUCAAAAUAGAAGUGCGGUAUUUGUCAGUUACUUUAUUGGAUUUCAAAGAAAAAACAGAGACCGAAAAUGAGUCAAGAGAUAAAAAGUAUGAAGAACUUGAACGUCAUUUCAAUUCAUCAAUUACAGAUUUAUAUGUUGAAAAUUCUAUAAUUAAACAAGAUGUCACUAGCCAAACUGCGCUUAUUCAUGGAUUCGAGGAUUCUCAAUCGAAAACAAAGAGGGCAUUUUCAGAAAACCUUAAUAGAACAACAUCAAAUUUUGAAACAAAGUUCCAAACCUUCAAAAAUGAGCAGCUUAAACUGUCAUCUGCUGUGGCUUCUUUAGAGUUGGCCAACAUGAACAUGUCCAAAUCAAACUGUGAAAACAGUCGCAACCAUGCAUUUUCUGCAGGUAUAUCAUCAGGUAAGUCUGUUUGGACAAGAGACACCCUAGUGUUCCCCGUAAUAAUCUACAGUGAAGGAACAGGCUACAACCCCAGUACUGGUAUCUUUACAGCGCCGACAGCGGGGACAUAUGUGUUCUAUAUCUCUGUUCAGUCCGCUAUGCAUAAAUUCAUCUAUUUUGACAUAGUUUUGAAUGGAUCGGCUAAGGUCAGGGCUUUAGCCUGGUACAACAGUGGGAGCAGCAUUGCCAUUCACCAGACCGGAACCAACCUGGUCAUCUUACAUCUACAGACCGGGGACAGUGUGUGGGUGAAACGAGGCGGUGGUACCGGUUACUACAGUGAUGGUGCUCACAUAAUGACGUUUUCUGGAUUUAAACUUUACUAAUUAAAGUGUUUUGUAUGGCAACGUACAUGUCUUUUUUAAAGACCGUUUCAAAAAAUUACUUUAUUGUUUCAAUAUCAUAUAAUUGAUGUUAUCAAAUGAUCCAGUAAGGUCAGGGCCAUGGCUACUUUCGGUAGUGGGGACAGCAUUUACAUUCACCAGACCGGAACCAACCUGGUUAACUUACAUUUACAGACCGGGGACAGUGUGUUGGUCAAACGAGGUGAUGGUACCGGUUACUACAGUGAUGCUCAUCACAUAACAAUGUUUUCUGGAUUUAAACUUUACUAGUACCUGAUCACUACUUUACGUUAAUGUAUCAGGGUUUUUUUUCUUAUUUCGAAUCCCUGUAUUAGAUACAUUAACUGUUAGAAUUAAAAAA
Magallana angulata is the source of this 1664-nucleotide messenger RNA. RefSeq lists its product as uncharacterized. The transcript is spliced from 3 exons. The record is from RefSeq and is a predicted model, not a curated record. The coding region runs from base 38 to 1285 and encodes 415 amino acids. Gene Ontology annotation, molecular function: protein binding. Lineage: Eukaryota; Metazoa; Mollusca; Bivalvia; Ostreida; Ostreidae.